Molecule: messenger RNA, 1580 nt
Organism: Microbotryum saponariae
Lineage: Eukaryota; Fungi; Basidiomycota; Microbotryomycetes; Microbotryales; Microbotryaceae
Source: the annotation of a GenBank genome assembly
AUGUCCUCGUUCCGCAGGCGCACGGCGAUGGCCACGAUCGCCGGCACCCGUCCCUCCCCUUACAACGCCUCGCAGCCGCUACUCUCGACCGGACUGGUCUCGCUCGACGACCUGAUCGGAGGGGGUCUCCCCCUGUCGACCGCAUGGCUCAUCACGGGCGAUGACCACGCGUCGUCGUACGCUUCGCUCGUGCUGAGGUUCUGGCUGUCCCAAGGCGUCGAGUGCGCCCACGACUGCCUCGUUGUCGGCCCAGGCGACCAAGUGCAUGCGAUAAUCGAAAACCUCAUGGACAUUGACACGAGGUCCGAUGCGCCCGCCGCUCAAGACGAGGGGCCCGACCCGAACGAGACACCAUCGUCGACCACUGUCGCGACGGAUCAAAGUGGGGGGGACGGCCAGAGCGAGGCCCAGGCCCAGGCCAACGUCGACGACGAGGACCAGGACAAGAUGAAGAUCGCGUUCAGGUACCAAGGCAUGAAGAAGCACAAGACGACCGUCGACGAGCCCUGUAAAUAGCGUCACCUCGGGCACGGUAGUAUGCCUUGGGACCGUUCGGCUGACCCAUUUUAAGGACCCCUGUCUGAUCCCAUCACUCCAGCGGCCAAAUCCUCGCAAGACGACGUGUACUGCUCGCUAUUUGACCUCACAACGAAGCGCAACAUCACCCACACCGAACGAGAAAGAAUCGAGGUGCUCGAUGUGGACCGUCUGCCGAUUCCGGAAAGCACUCCUCUUCCGAACGAUUUGUGCGAUCUCGUCUUUGACGCGAUCGAGGCCAAAUUGACUCGAGGAGGCUUUCUGUGCGUCCGCUUCACUCUGGUAGCGCCUUGCCAUCCAUCUCCUACCUGACUCAUGCCUAUACCUUCCGUGCAUUCGGAAGAUUCGACGAGGACGUGCCCUCCUCUCGGCCAUCGAAGGCACUCCGGAUUGCUCUGUCCAACUUUGGCGGGCCAGCUUGGGGCCCUUCUUCACCGCCCACAGUGAGCUGUUGCCUCCCCGAUUCUGCCCAGACUCGUUGCUCGACAGAAGACUCGCCUGACCUCUGUCGUUUCUCCCUCGGUUCCCAGUCUAUGUAUCGCUUCCUUGCUCGCCUCCGGCCGCUGCUCCGUCGCUCCACAGCUUCGGUCUGCCUGACCUUUCCUUGCUACCUGCAUUCACCACAAACCACGACCCGGCUGGCGCAUGCGACCGACCUCCAUCUCGCUCUGACCUCCUUCUCCACCUCGGCAACCUCCCUCGCCCAAUUCCCUCGCCACCAAGGCCUGCUGGCGUUUCCCAAAUUACCUACCGUCGGGGCUUUGGUCCCGAGCUCCAUGAAGCUGUCCGUACUCCGAGGUAUAGGCGGAGGCGGGGAAGGUAACGACCUAGGCUUCAGGAUUAAGAGGAGGAGGUUCAUUGUCGAGACCGUCGGGGCGGAUGAACCCGUCAGCUUCGGACCGGCAACGACGACGCCGGUCGUCGCCGCCGUGUCACCGGACGCCGUGGAGGACAAGGGCGCUACGAAGUUCAUGACGAAAUCGGACAAGCAGGUCUCGGUCUCCCGGUUAAUUCACGAAAAGCCGGAGCUUUACGAGUUUUAA